This is a messenger RNA of Peromyscus leucopus (white-footed mouse), 5122 nucleotides long. RefSeq names its product cullin 4B (gene Cul4b). The record is from RefSeq and is a predicted model, not a curated record. The transcript is spliced from 23 exons. Gene Ontology annotation, biological process: DNA damage response; protein ubiquitination; ubiquitin-dependent protein catabolic process. The coding region runs from base 68 to 3037 and encodes 989 amino acids. Gene Ontology annotation, molecular function: ubiquitin protein ligase binding. Lineage: Eukaryota; Metazoa; Chordata; Mammalia; Rodentia; Cricetidae. Gene Ontology annotation, cellular component: Cul4B-RING E3 ubiquitin ligase complex.
UACAGUCGAUGACGGAUGUCUUUGCGAAGGUCUCUGGUCCUCAAGGUCUGAGAGCGCGAUCACAUGAAUGAUAGAACAAAACAAUUUUUGUACAUCCUCCAGUGACUCUCCCAAGGAGAAGAUGUCAUCACGUUCAACUAGAUCUAGAGAAAGAAGAGACAAUGAGUCCAACUCAGAAGAUAACAGUUCAGAAACCUCCAAUCAAGAGCGCCGAAGGCGUCGCCACGGCCCGCCCCGUCCUCCCUAUCCACCUCUUUUACCCCCCGUGUUCCCUCCCCCACCCCCCCCACCUCAAGUCCGUCGGACCAGGGGGCUUCAGGAUCUGGGAGCUAUGAAAAGUGUCUGCCCAGGCACUUCCGGUUUUUCUUCCCCCAAUCCCUCUGCUGCUUCUGCUGCUGCUCAGGAGGUCAGAUCUGCCACUGAUGGUAAUACCAGCACCACUCCGCCCACCUCUGCCAAGAAGAGAAAGUUAAACAGCAGCAGCAGUAGCAGCAGUAGCAGUAGUAACGAGAGAGAAGACUUUGAUUCCACCUCUUCCUCUUCCACCCCUCCACAACCUAGAGAUUCGGCGUCCCCUUCAACCUCGUCCUUUUGCCUCGGGGUUCCAGUGGCCACUUCCAGCCACGUACCGAUACAGAAGAAACUGCGUUUUGAAGACACCCUGGAGUUUGUAGGGUUUGAUACGAAAAUGGCUGAGGAAUCUUCCUCCUCAUCUUCCUCAUCUUCGCCAACUGCUGCAACCUCACAGCAGCAGCAACUUAAAAAUAAGAGUAUAUUAAUUUCUUCUGUGGCUUCAGUGCACCAUGCAAACGGCCUGGCUAAAUCAUCUACCACGGUCUCUAGCUUUGCUAACAGCAAGCCUGGUUCUGCUAAGAAGUUAGUGAUCAAGAACUUUAAAGAUAAGCCUAAAUUACCAGAAAACUAUACAGAUGAGACAUGGCAGAAGCUAAAAGAAGCAGUGGAAGCUAUUCAGAAUAGUACUUCAAUUAAGUACAAUUUAGAAGAACUCUACCAGGCUGUAGAAAACCUUUGUUCUUACAAGAUUUCUGCAAAUUUGUAUAAGCAGCUGAGACAGAUCUGCGAAGAUCACAUUAAAGCACAGAUUCAUCAAUUCAGAGAGGAUUCAUUGGAUAGUGUUCUUUUUCUAAAAAAGAUUGACAAAUGCUGGCAAAAUCAUUGUAGGCAAAUGAUAAUGAUCAGGAGCAUUUUUUUGUUUCUGGAUAGAACUUAUGUUCUUCAGAAUUCAAUGCUACCCUCCAUUUGGGACAUGGGACUAGAAUUAUUUAGGGCUCAUAUUAUAAGUGAUCAGAAAGUCCAGACAAAAACAAUCGAUGGCAUCCUUCUCUUGAUUGAGAGAGAGCGGAAUGGCGAAGCAAUUGAUAGAAGUUUACUUCGAAGCCUUUUAAGUAUGCUGUCUGAUUUGCAAAUUUACCAAGACUCUUUUGAACAACGAUUUUUGGAGGAAACUAACAGGCUUUAUGCAGCUGAAGGUCAAAAGUUAAUGCAAGAAAGAGAGGUUCCUGAGUAUCUUCAUCAUGUUAAUAAACGCCUAGAAGAAGAAGCAGACAGACUUAUUACUUACUUAGAUCAGACCACCCAGAAGUCGCUAAUUGCUUCUGUUGAGAAACAACUUCUAGGUGAACACUUAACAGCAAUUCUUCAGAAAGGUUUAAAUAAUCUCCUUGAUGAAAACAGAAUUGAAGAUUUGUCUCUGCUGUAUCAGCUCUUCAGUAGAGUUCGAGGUGGAGUUCAGGUUCUCUUACAACAGUGGAUUGAGUAUAUUAAGGCUUUUGGAAGUACUAUUGUUAUUAAUCCUGAAAAAGAUAAAACCAUGGUUCAAGAAUUGUUGGACUUUAAAGAUAAAGUUGACCAUAUAAUUGAUACCUGCUUUAUGAAAAAUGAAAAAUUUAUCAAUGCUAUGAAAGAAGCAUUUGAAACAUUCAUUAAUAAAAGACCAAAUAAGCCAGCUGAGCUAAUAGCGAAGUAUGUGGAUUCAAAACUUCGUGCAGGCAACAAAGAAGCUACAGAUGAAGAGCUUGAGAAAAUGUUGGAUAAAAUAAUGAUUAUAUUUAGAUUUAUCUAUGGCAAAGAUGUUUUUGAGGCCUUCUAUAAGAAAGAUUUAGCCAAACGCCUAUUAGUUGGCAAGAGUGCAUCUGUAGAUGCUGAAAAAUCAAUGCUGUCCAAACUGAAACAUGAAUGUGGAGCCGCAUUCACCAGCAAGCUUGAAGGGAUGUUUAAAGACAUGGAGCUUUCUAAAGACAUCAUGAUUCACUUCAAACAGGUAAAAUAUAUGCAGAACCAGAACGUACCUGGCAAUAUUGAAUUAACUGUGAAUAUCCUGACAAUGGGUUACUGGCCAACAUAUGUGCCAAUGGAAGUCCAUUUGCCACCAGAGAUGGUAAAGCUUCAGGAAAUUUUCAAGACAUUUUACUUAGGCAAACACAGUGGCAGGAAACUCCAGUGGCAGUCAACUUUGGGACACUGUGUGCUAAAAGCUGAAUUUAAAGAGGGCAAAAAAGAACUUCAGGUCUCUCUUUUUCAAACCCUGGUGCUGCUAAUGUUUAACGAAGGGGAGGAAUUCAGUUUAGAAGAGAUUAAGCAAGCUACUGGGAUAGAGGAUGGAGAAUUAAGGAGAACACUGCAGUCACUAGCCUGUGGCAAAGCUAGAGUUCUGGCUAAAAAUCCAAAGGGCAAAGAUAUCGAAGAUGGUGACAAAUUCAUUUGUAAUGACGACUUCAAACACAAACUCUUCAGGAUAAAGAUCAAUCAAAUCCAAAUGAAAGAAACGGUUGAAGAACAAGCAAGCACUACAGAAAGAGUAUUUCAAGAUAGACAAUACCAAAUUGAUGCUGCGAUUGUCCGAAUUAUGAAGAUGAGAAAAACACUUAGCCACAAUCUUCUUGUUUCAGAGGUCUACAAUCAGCUAAAAUUUCCAGUAAAACCUGCAGAUCUAAAGAAGAGAAUAGAAUCUCUAAUUGACCGGGACUACAUGGAAAGAGAUAAAGAAAAUCCAAAUCAGUACAACUAUAUUGCAUAGAAUGUUGGCCUUGGAACAUUUGUUGUCAUAUGCUGUAGCCAAUGGAUAAACUAACUUGUUGAAUCUCAUAUUAUUUGACUUCUUUUAUACUUCCAAUGACCAAAUGAAGCAGUGUAAUGGAAAUAGUUGUGUGGACUUUUCUCAGUGGUUAACAUGCCCAUUUUAAAGAGUAAUACUUAACCUUUAAGAAGAAUGUUGUUGAACUCUUUGCAUGUUAUUUAGUAUGAUAUGCAGAAAACUCUUUAAGAAAGUACUCGGUCUUCAUGAUUCCUUUUGGAACUGGGGAAGAGACCCCUAUGGCCAUUAAAAAGGGGAGGGGGAUUCUUAUACAUCAUCAAUGAAGCAAAAGGUUUAUUUGCUUAAAAGUGACUUAAAGAUACUUAAACUGCAUGCAAACUUUAUUUACUGUACAGAGUUCUGGAUGUAUUUAUCAUAUAGAAAAACCACCCUGGACUUGGUUGUUCACCCAUUUUAUGGUUUCCCUUGAAAAGAAAAUUAAGUUGUUAUUGCUGUUGGCAUUCUGUUACACUGAAGGGAUUGGUUAAGAAACCUUAUUUGGAAACAAGUUUUUCAAGUAGGGUGGCAGUUACUUCCAUAAUACCUUAUAUAUUCACAUCCUAAAGUUUUCCAUUUAUGAGUAUGGGAUGUGUACAUAAGACUUAGCUCCAAAUUUACUGUGCUGAUUAACAGGUACUUAUUAAAAUAGAUAAAAUAGAAAAAUUACUGAUCAUCUCAUACUAGAAGAACAUAGUAAAAGGGGGAAAUCCAGUUCUUUUUAUUAAAAAUGAAUACAGUAUGAAAAUCACAGGAGACCAAAAUCAACCUGUUUUGUAAAUUUCAGGAGCAAAAAUCACCAGCUACAUUUCAUCAUGCUUCAGUCUUUAAAUGUUGUUUGCAUCGUUUUGUCUUUAACUUGGGCCAGUUGUCAACUGUUAGAGGCUUCCUAGGAUUUGCAUUCCAGUGUUUUCUACUGAAGUGUUUUUUUAUUUUUUGGAAGCAUCUCUUCUCUUUGUUGGUAAACAAAGAUUUUACUUUCAUCCACCUCCUGGCUUGGAGAAACUCUACAUAUGGUUCUCCCUUGUCUCACUUACACACUCCUUAUUUGAAAAUGUCAAGUUCUCUAUUUUUUUUUUUAAUUGCUUGAAUUUAAGAGUUCUCAUAGCCACUGGACACCUGCUUUUCAGGGAAUUGUCCCCAAAUUGUUCACACACACACAGAAUAACAAAAGUAUUGUUCUUCUAAUUCAGAAUGUGAGUAAAAGACUUCUCUUCAUCACCAGAGGUUUUGCUUUGCUUCCUGGUUUCUUUUUCUAUGAAGGGAAUUGAUUAUGGGAGAGAAGCAGACAGUUUUAGUGUUUGCUUUUAAAUUAGGACUUCUUCAGUGCUUUAUCCAGCAGCAUAUUUUCUUAUCUUUCUGGAGCCAGUUAGGGGCAUUACUUAGACCUGAACCUUCAGCUUAGGAGAUUUGGGACUCUAUGUCUACUAUUGUUGGUUCUCUUGAAUUCUCAAAGACCUGUGGCCAGCUGUCUGUAUUUUUUUAAGUUGCCCAUUUCUCUAAUGCAUCAACUUGCACACUGUUUGACUAUAUAUUAAUAUUUAUAAUUAGCUUCCCAAUUUUUUUCGAGCAGCUAUUUCGUAUAUUUUUGUCCAGCUCCUCUCCGAUUUCCUUACAGGAGCUCUUCUGACAAGGAAAUGUGGCUGUUACAUUUACUGGACCAUCAGCAUCAGUGUUCUGAUUAAUCCUUGUUGGUCUCUGGGAUAUGGAGACUAUUACACCACUCACUAGUUACUCUAAGGAAUAUUUAGGUAAAGUUGUUGCUACUAGGAGGCUCUUGAUACCACAUUCAUUAUCUUGAGAGUGGGUCCCUUUUCUGGGGUUCUUAAUUCUUGGAAAAUUUGAUGCUGUUUCAGCUGAAAAACUAACCAGACUAUUAAGGGAAGCUGGUUAAGAAACUGAAAAGUAAUGGCAAACUACAUUGCAUAAUUGUGAGUUUCAGUUGUUCUGUAUCAGUUGAAUUUUUGUGCUUUUAUUCCCUUGUGUAUGUGGUGGUUCUAUUUUUCUCCAAUAAAACUUUUAUUUUAAAAA